Messenger RNA from Salvia miltiorrhiza (redroot sage), 774 nucleotides. RefSeq lists its product as uncharacterized. The transcript has a single exon. Gene Ontology annotation, molecular function: nucleic acid binding; RNA-DNA hybrid ribonuclease activity. Bases 1 to 774 code for a protein of 257 amino acids. The record is from RefSeq and is a predicted model, not a curated record. Lineage: Eukaryota; Viridiplantae; Streptophyta; Magnoliopsida; Lamiales; Lamiaceae.
AUGCAUGCUAUCAGGGAUUGUGGUUGGGUGAGUGUUCUUUGGGCUGUCUCACCACUUCGUAUGCAACCAUUGAAGCAGGGGGAGAAUUGCUCGAUUGUUGAUUGGUUUGAGAAAAUCAGAGCUUGCCCUCAACAUGAAGUCCAUGCUAUUUUUGCGACGAUUGCUUGGGUUUGCUGGUAUGCUAGAAAUCUUCUCAUUUUCCAAAACAAAGUCUUAUCUCAUGUUGAGUGUCUUGGUAUUGCGACUCGGGCUCAAUGGAUAAGACCGACUUGUUCUUUAAUACAGAAGCCGAGUUCUACUCGGCUGGAGUGCAACGAGGAGGGUGUCUGCAAGGUUGCCACUAAUGCGGCGUUUAAUGUGGGGAGAGGCGUUGGGGUUGGAGCAGUUCUGAAGCAGGGUGAUGGUUCUCUCUUGGGAUGCAGAUUUGGUUUUUCUGCAGGGGCUUUUACUGUGAUCGAAGGAGAAGCGAUAGCUUUGCUUGAAGGUUUAAAACUUUGCAGGGAGAAAGGCGUGAUGGAUGUGAUUGCUGAAACUGAUUGCCAACAACUCUAUUGGAAGCUUGCUCGACAUGAGAAUGAUUUAUCUUAUCUGGGAGACACGCUGAGAGAGAUUUUUGAGUUGACAAGCUCGUUCCGCAGGGUUACUUUCAGUUGGACGCCAAGAGAAGGAAACUCCAUUGCCGAUAAAUUAGCUUUGUUUGCUCUUUCUUCUUUGAUUAAUGUUUCUUCUUUUGAGGUUCUACCUUCUGUGUUGAACUUUGUUUCGCUUGUUUAA